AUGCAGACUCUACAGACACCGGCCAUUCGUGGCGUGAGGACACAGGAGCCAGGUACACCUAUGGACGGUCGAAUAUCUGUCUACAAUAUUGACUUCCUUCGCCACCGAGCACGCUGGAUCCGCGAUGACCUGGAUCCGCGGGUCGCUCGCGAAGGUGGUGACGCUCUCCAUGCCGACGAGAUACUCAAGUUAGACGAGUUCCUCCGCCGUCUUCGCAACUCAAACAACAGCAUCGACGACAUCCGAGUGAGCCGUAUCCACCUUGCAAUACUCAGUAUUGCUGGCCAUGGCACAAGAUGGCCCAUCCGGCUGAUCGACAGAUGUGAUGAGCUGAGAGCUGUAUGGGAGGUCAAGUAUGGGCCUCUAAAGAAAUUGGGCAUUCUACUAUAUGAGCAAGGUGGCCGCCUAUACGACAUCUGCACACCUGAGGAUGCGAGCAAAGAAAUACUUGUGGCCAAAUGGCUGAAGACGCCUGAAGGCACCAAGCUCAGUCCUGUACGGUCAUUACGACACGGUGAUCUUGGCUUCAAGCCUGGCGACUGGUGGAUUAACCCUCUGUUUGCAUUCCGCGAAGGCAUCAUAAAUCAUAGUGAAGCGAAGGGCGGAACCAUUUCAGACUCGAUUGGCGCUUACGCCGUCGUUUUGGCUGGCAGUCAAGAAAAGUCGUGCUCCAACGCAAACUCAUUCGUCUACCGGCCGAGCAACAAUGACAAAGGACGAUAUAGACUGGCCUCGGGUGCCCCUGAAUCACGCCAACCAGUGAGAAUACUUCGCAGCCACAACCUGCAGAGCUUUCUAGCACCCAAAGCUGGAUUGAGAUAUGAUGGACUGCACAAAGUCUCGGGCUGGUCCAUCAAACGUGAUGCAAAGACCAAAGCAAUGGUUUACGACAUCCACUUCGUGCGCUUGCCAGACCAGCAGCCAAUGGAGGAAGUAUUAUGUCGACCGUGGACCGAAGAGAUCGAGGACUACAAGGAAUACAAGCGUCUGCGAUUCCUCGUGAGGGACAAGAAAGCCGAGGCAGUAAGAUCAGUUGCUGGUGCUCUGUCGACGCUGGCUGGAUCAGCAGAUGGUGCAUGCGACGUGGACGACGUACACACUGAAGCGUCGAGUUCGGGCGAUCUGACCGGAGAUAGCCUGGCCGCUUUUGAAGUGACACGAGCCAGAGAUCGCCGGCCACGACGGGUGUCGAGCUUCGACACCAGGCGUAAGAAUUCCGACGACGACUGCGUAAGGUCUGACUCGAUGUUCGACUGA
Messenger RNA from Recurvomyces mirabilis, 1257 nucleotides. RefSeq lists its product as uncharacterized. The coding region runs from base 1 to 1257 and encodes 418 amino acids. NCBI's taxonomy places the organism in Eukaryota, Fungi, Ascomycota, Dothideomycetes, Mycosphaerellales, Teratosphaeriaceae. The record is from RefSeq and is a predicted model, not a curated record. The transcript is spliced from 3 exons.